GCGCCGCCGCCAGCUUUCCGCAGAGAAAAGCGCACUGGAGUUUGUGCUACUAGUGGUGCACGAGGUUCGUGCGUUCUGCUUUUAAACGCGUCUGUAAAUCGAGAUGUCGCAUCCGUCCCCAGAAGCUAAGCCUUCCAAUCCCAGUAACCCCCGAGUCUUCUUUGACGUGGACAUCGGAGAGGAGCGAGUUGGUCGAAUCAUCUUAGAAUUGUUUGCAGAUAUUGUACCCAAAACUGCAGAAAAUUUUCGUGCAUUGUGCACAGGAGAAAAAGGCAUUGGAUCCACGACUGGGAAACCUCUCUAUUUCAAAGGAUGUCCUUUUCAUCGAAUUAUUAAGAAAUUUAUGAUUCAGGGUGGAGACUUCUCCAAUCAGAAUGGGACAGGUGGAGAAAGUAUUUAUGGUGAAAAAUUUGAAGAUGAAAAUUUCUACUAUAAGCAUGAUCGGGAGGGUUUACUGAGCAUGGCAAAUGCAGGCCGCAAUACAAAUGGUUCUCAGUUCUUUAUCACGACAGUUCCGACUCCUCAUUUGGAUGGGAAGCAUGUGGUGUUUGGCCAAGUAAUUAAAGGCAUAGGUGUGGCAAGGAUGCUGGAAAAUGUAGAAGUGAAAGGUGAAAAACCUGUCAAAUUGUGCGUUAUUGCAGAAUGUGGAGAACUCAAAGAAGGGGAUGAUUGGGGAAUAUUACCAAAAGAUGGCUCUGGCGAUAGUCAUCCAGAUUUCCCAGAGGAUGCAGAUAUAGACUUAAAAGAUGUAGAUAAAAUUUUACUAAUAACAGAAGACUUAAAAAACAUUGGAAAUACUUUUUUCAAAUCCCAGAACUGGGAGAUGGCCAUGAAAAAAUAUGCAAAGGUUUUAAGAUAUGUGGAUAGUUCAAAGGCUGUUAUUGAGAAAGCAGAUGGAUCUAGGCUGCAGUCUAUAGCCUUAAGCUGUGUGCUGAAUAUUGGUGCUUGUAAACUGAAGAUGUCAAAUUGGCAGGGAGCAGUUGACAGUUGUUUAGAGGCUCUUGAAAUGGACCCAUCAAAUACUAAAGCACUGUAUCGAAGAGCUCAAGGAUGGCAAGGAUUAAAAGAAUACGAUCAGGCACUGGCUGAUCUUAAGAAAGCUCAGGAGAUAGCACCAGAAGAUAAAGCCAUCCAGGCAGAAUUGCUGAAAGUCAAACAGAAGAUAAAGGCAGAGAAAGAUAAAGAGAAGGCAGUAUAUGCAAAAAUGUUUGCUUAGAAAGGAUUCAAUUUUGCUUAAAUAUUAUGCAUUUAUUGUAUAAAGGCAAUAAGACAAUGUAAGAGUUAUUGUCUAUAUGUGAUUGCUAAUGUGAUUCCUUUGACAUUUCAGUUCUUCAUUGUUUACACUUUAAAAUACUGAUACAGGUUCCCUGUUAAUAAAAAGUGGCAAAAAAUACAGUGAAGUUGAUUUAAAAAUUC
Molecule: messenger RNA, 1416 nt
Organism: Marmota flaviventris (yellow-bellied marmot)
Lineage: Eukaryota; Metazoa; Chordata; Mammalia; Rodentia; Sciuridae
Gene: Ppid
Product: peptidylprolyl isomerase D
Biological process (GO): protein peptidyl-prolyl isomerization; protein folding
Cellular component (GO): cytosol; cytoplasm
Molecular function (GO): cyclosporin A binding; peptidyl-prolyl cis-trans isomerase activity; protein binding
Source: RefSeq, a predicted model, not a curated record